Molecule: messenger RNA, 11993 nt
Organism: Lineus longissimus
Lineage: Eukaryota; Metazoa; Nemertea; Pilidiophora; Heteronemertea; Lineidae
Product: dual specificity protein kinase CLK2-like
Exons: 12
Coding region: 6047-7339 (430 amino acids)
Biological process (GO): regulation of RNA splicing; protein phosphorylation
Cellular component (GO): nucleus
Molecular function (GO): ATP binding; protein serine/threonine kinase activity
Source: RefSeq, a predicted model, not a curated record
CCGUUUCGUGGUUGUCAAUUUCAGAUUUGAUAAAAGUGUCAAAUCAUUUAGGCCUAGUCAAAGUCCACCUUGCUCCGUUUCAUAAGCUAGGGACAGUUUGACAUAUCUCCACCAGGUGGCAGUGCUGGCUCCGCCAUGGCAAUUUCCCAUACGCCAUCUGCGAGAAGAGGUAAGUGAGGUCAGAAUGGGUGGGGUUAAAUGUCAUGGCAAGAUGGUGCUGCCUCCUAUCUCCGAAAAUCUGAACUAAAGUGAGCUGGAUAUCCAUAUCGCUGGCUGUUUCGGCUGACAAUAACAUGCGAUUUUUUAAAAUAUAUUGAUGAUAUUUUCGUGUGGUAUUCAAAACCACCAGAGAUCUGUCAACUGUUCCCUAAUAAUUUUGAGAAUAUUCACCCCCCUUGCCAUUUAUUCCUACACGCAUUUGAAGAGCACAUUGAAUUCACUUCAGACUUCUUUCAAUACAGGGGUUGAAGAAGCAGAGAGCUUUCUGUGGUGUGAUCAUUGGAUUGGCAGUCUUACUAACCGUAACGCGUAGUUUUUGAAUCAACACAUUUUUAAUCAAGAGUGCUCAUUCAGGAUUUGACUUUUUGAAAGUUAGAUUUAAAGUUCUUGUGAUUGACCCCUGCAUUGUUUGAGGUUGAUCAUGGUUUUGGAAGGAGGGUCCCCAUAGCUAGUGAUGUAUGGACAAGGGACCAAAUGUCAGGGACACUGCAGGGUUGAAACUUCAACACCAGUAUCCGGUAUACUCCUUGUCAACAGUGAGCGACACGGGUUGCAUUUGAAAUCUAUUAUCUCACAGUGAAGACGUAAGAACUUAGUUACCAAAAUGCACAUGAUGAACAUCUCGUGGUAGGGUUUACAAUAUCACAUGAUCAACUUGACGAGUGGUCCCUUGAAAUCUUUGAUUUGGAGUAGGAUGUGCCAUGUCCGAUGUUUCCAAUCCAAAAGCUGAAGAUGAUUAUUGUACAAUAAUUUUUGCUUCAUUUGUCAGGUCCAAAUAUCGGACUCUAUUUGAUUUUCGAAACAUCUGCCAUGGUAUAUUGCAUAAGAACUAUUGGAGCAAAGUGGACUCAAAAUGUAGGCUCGAAAGUGUGGUGCUGUCACUAAUUUUUGGCCCCAACAUUACAAAUUAUCACAAUCUGAAUCUAGCUUGUGAAUCGAUGAAAAUUACCCAGCUGACUGGCAGAAUCGAUGCCUAUAGACCGAUGAUUUAUCGAGGCUACCAACCAUUCUCAGACCACUAAAAUAUCGUCUGUGAUUCUGUGAUGGUGAGCCGUAGAACUUCUCCAAGUCCGUGGAAUGGGCUUCGGACGGAGAGCAUUUUUUGCCAGAUUGGUCGACAAUGUGGGACAGCACUUUGUUUUCAAUCAAGAUAUCAUCAGAACCUCAUCUAACUUUUGUGUCGCCCGCCAGGAUUUAAAACCUGCCCAUUUGUUCGCUGAACUUUAAAUUGUGAUCUGGUGUUACACCAGACAGAAAUACUGAUUGGCUAUGGAAUCACUAAAUAGCUCUCACGACGUGCCAAUCAUAUCAAGAGUUAAUUGAGGUUUUGGUGUUCAUAAAAUCAAUUAGUACUGUGUCAAGUGUCAGUCAUCUGUAGAAUUUCAUUUGAAGUUUUUCAAAGGAAACAAAGAAAAAAACAAUGUAAUACAGGGGGAUGAAGUUCAAAAGUUUGAUUGUGGAGUUUGAAAAGUUUAAAACGUUCGUGUGGUGAAAAUGUUGCAUUAGUUCAUGAGAUGUGAUCAAUUUAGGUUGAGUUGUGGACAAUAGCAGUUCAGGAUAUUCUUAGCAGGUGGCAGCACAAGUCCUGACUAGGAAGCUGGUAUAAGCUCUGCGGAGAUUAGCUGGUUGGAUUGGGGUUGGGGGAGUAUGGGAAAGUCUAUGAUGCACUAAUAAUGAACAAAAAAUGAACAAAACGAUUGACUUUUCCGACAGCUGGCCAUCUAUAUGGUCACAUGACUUCUAUGUAACAUUUCCACCACUACUGAAUAACACCCCGGGAUCCAAAAACAAAAACAGAUUAAUAAUAAAUUAAAAACAGAUCGAACUUGAAUGUUUUUGUCAAGGUUCUGUGUGUUCAGCAGUAAUGUGGGGUAAUGUAUAAUUUAUGUGCAUGAUUGAUGAAUUACAAAUGGUGAGGGCCAAUCUCGUAGGAGGGGGUCAUUCUCCUUUUCCAUGAAUGCGAGAAAAGGUCACCAAUUUGAAGUUUGAGUCACCAUAUAAUAACCCGUUAUUUUUAUAUAUCAAUGAAAAAUAUCAUGAGUAUGGCCUGCUCUAUGGUAUCAACAGGGAUAAUUAACAGCUAAUUAGGCCGCCAUAUUAUCGAACUUGUGAAUAUAGGAUGUACACAAUGUCCUACAUUAAUAAUUGGUCCUGUGAUUGCACCAGAAGUAUUGUGUGUAGCCUUUCUGCGAGGGCUUCUGGACUGAUGUCGUUUGUUCUUUUAUGGAAGUAUGCAGCUUGGAUGUGUGGGUGUGAAGGUGGAUGGUCGUUGGAUCUGUGGUUUUGGUUGAGAGGAUUAAGAUAGGAAAGAGCACUGGAAGCUCUGGAUAGUCGAAGGUUGGUCACUGUUGGACGUUGUGGGCCAGAUGUGCCUGAUCUUGAUUUGUGAGGACAGCGCCAUAAGACAACUGAUGUCAAAAGUGUGAGCCCAAGUCCUGGAUAUUGUGGUUUCAGUACUGAGAUCUCAAAGACACUAAAAGACCAUCCUCAACUCGCUCUUCGAUCAUUGAUAUGGUUACUGAAUUCGGGAUCUGAAAACCAUAUUUUUCCCUCUUUGCACUUGGUUUGUCCUCAUUCAUCAAACGAGGAGUUUGUGUCUUUUGAGCUAUGAGACUUUUGAUGUAUGGACGUCAGAAGUCUUUUUGGAUCUCUGAUGUGUUUUGACUUAGGACGUGUUGUCCAAGCAUGAGGUCUUCAAACGUUGUCGUCAAAAGAAUCUACACCCACAUGAAUGUUUAUCAGGACAAGAUGCUAAUGCAUGUUGGUGAACACUGAUUGUGUUUUAGGAGGAAAGUAUGUGCCCACUGGUCGUUCCAUAACUAUUGCCAAAAUUGGACAAGUGUCAACAUCAACGACAUUAGUCAGGAUAGGGUUAAUCCAGUAUGUACGUAAACAAGCCUGAGUACGUGGGCAUUUAAUGAAAUAUGUUCUCGUCUAAUUACCUGAUUGGUCCCCUAUUUCCCGUUAUUGGGUAAAUGUGAUAGAGAGAAAUUAGCUGCAUGCCAUGGUGACUUGCUGAUAAGGAAGUUGAAAUACGUUCGUGUUCCAAGGGUAAUUUAGGUUGAGCGACUGCUGGAUUUCCUUGUUAUACGCAAAAAUGGGUCAUCUCAGGAUUUUCGUGUGCUGAAGAUUAUUUCUAUGGCAGUCCUAUUUGUCAUAAAGAAUGGCUUGAUGUGAGGGCUGUGUGCUUUUGAAGGGUCGGUCAUAGUUGACUUGGGAUUUGGUGGUUCUGCUUCUGCUUUCGAGGCUAAGGAACCUACCAUGUUACCGAAGUGUCAAAAUUCAGAGUACUCUAUCCCUCUCUCUCUCUCUCUGUUUUCAUUUGAUGCAGCAGUCACUCAUUGGACAUGCAUGUAGUAACAUGUCACUAGGAUCUAGAACAGGCAUGACUAGAGUUGUAUUUAGGCUGUCAUGUGAAUACCAAUCUUGGUCUCCUUAGUGACUCAUGUGCUAGUUUGGAUUCGUCCCAAAUUAUCAGUUGGUGGCAUGAGGACAUGGAGGAGAGGAGUGUUGCCUGACUUGAUCAGGCUACUGAGGUUAGAUUCAUUUCAAAGUGCAUAUUGGACCAUCUUUACAUCUGGAUCAGUUCCUAAAAAGAGUCAUAUCGGUAUGCAAGACUGCUGUGAUACCAACCACUGGGAGCCUGGAUGUUAUCGGAUUCUCAGCAUUGGAAUUUUGAGCACUCCAUGGUUUCAGAAGCAGCCUUCUUCUUUACUGGUAGUGGUAUCAUUUUGGUGCGUGAUCUAAUGGACUUCUCGUCAGUUCUGUCACUAUCAGAUGGGGAGCUUUCUAGUUUAAGCCAUGGAUCUUUAUAGACAGUGUCUGUCACAUUCACAGCAUCAAGUUUGGAUACAGCAUGUUCCCAUUUGGGCAUUCAUGCGUUCUAUCCCUUGAGAAAAUAUUUAUAUUCUGAUGAGAAUCCUGUCUCCGAUACGCAGCUGUUCCUCCUGUUGGAUUAUCAUGCCCCCCUGGCAUCUGCAACAAGAAAAUUGAUUACCCUAAUAUCGUAGAACUGAUUUGAAUUCCUGUUGCAACUUUACACUUGUAUCAUUAGUCGGAGAAUAUUGGAAUUAUGAUAAGAUUAAUUUUAAGGGGAUGAGGCAGUUGGGUGUUGGGAGGCAUUGUGCUAAGUGAUUGCACUGAAAUUUAUCUCCGCAUUGUUGAUGUGAGUGAGUUAUUGAAUCAUAUUGGUUGUGUUGGAUGAUGGGAUGGAUGUUGGUGUUAGUGUUAGUGUAAGCGAUCUUGUGGUGUGUCGUUAUCUGUAUCCAGUUCUGAACCAGUGGUUAGGACAGUCUCCAUGCUUUGUCAGUGAUCUCAGAAAGAUCUAUAUGUGCAUCCGGUUGGAACGAUAGAUACCAUCGAUAGAACGGCCAUGAGUUAUGCUCGCUCAGACAAGAUAUAACAUGAUUCUGAGGAUUAUAGUACAUUGUCGAUUUCUGAGUUAGAUUUGAUUUGGUCAUCGUCUCGUGGAGAUUUAUGUAUCCAGUUUGUAGGACCAUGAGUUAUGGUCCCUAUGACUUGAUACAGAUUUAUUCAGAGGAUCUACAUUGUUGAUUUCAGGAUUUUCCAGGGAUCUGUGUAAUUCUGUGAUAUGGAAUUGAUUGACUUGUGAUAUGAUUGAGUUUGUUAAGUUUGACCUCAAGACUGUGAAUUGAAAGAUUAACUCGUUGCCUGCUUAUUGUUUGGAAUUGGAGUGUCCGAAUUCUUUGGAGUGGAAGGAAGGAUGUAAUAGAGAAAGACGGAAUUAGUUUUCGGUUUUUUGCUCAAACCUAUUUUGUGAUAACGCUGUUAGCAAAUGAUGCAAGACUGUUUUAAGUUUGUUAAAGUGCAACACUGGUUCAAGUGUGUUAUGAGACAGACAUGACAAAUGGUAUUGUUGAAACACUCACUCAAUAUGGGCGAAAUUAAUCGUGUCCAAUAUUUUUAGCCAGUCCGCAAGUUAGGAUGUAUGUCCUUCCUGAUUAUGCUUGACCAUCCAUCCCGCAAUCUCGUGAAAUGUACAGGACAUACAGACGUCUGCUCAAGAAGUAAUCAUUGAUUUAUUCGGGCAGUUAGUUGUGCAGGAUAGUGGAACUAAAGACUGUCUGUGUGCGCGCUAUAUAUCACGAAAAGCUAUUACUUUCUCAGACUGGAUCUAUUUAGGUGUUUUCUGGACUCUGGGUGAUUGAUUCACUCAUGCUUUGUCAUAGCUUUUCACUGUGCAGUGGCUCCAUCUGCAGCGGGAACUAAAUCAUUGUAGCCCUUCGGUGGCCUCUCCGCCGGCAGGCGACCAACUUGAUGAAUACUCAGGUAGCAUAACAAGCUGAUGUUGAUCUCGGUUAAUUUUAGAACUCGGUAAACGAACGAGCCAAGUUGAUGAAAACGGUUGUACGUUUUGUUUGAUUUCGCCUGCAGAGUUUUAGCAAGGAGGGUGAACUAGACUAUGCUGGCUGACUCAAGUAUGCUAAAGCUAAAUCCACCUGAACUCUAGCGAGAAAUGGUGUUGAUCAUGUACAAUAUCGUGUAUCUAAAUUGAGUCCAAGAUAUCUUGAUCUAGACUAUAGUACAUGGCCAGUGUAUCUUCUUGGAAUAGUACACGAUGAAAUUCCUCGAGGUAGGAUGGACUCCAUCUACAUAAGAAUACAACAGAAAUCUCUGUUAAGCUUGGGCUAAGUUAUGUUGAAACAGACUAUAGGUUCAGGUGUAAAUACGUUGUUGGUGAAUGUUUUGUGAAGAAUUUAAUGCUCAAUCCAAUGGCGACUUUGGCAAAGUUACGUUGAUGCUGACGCUAGUAACCCAUUGGUUGAAAAGCCUGGUAAUAUUUGUGUAGCAAAGAACCUUUCCCAAGAUGAAAAUCGACCUAAGGUGCAUCUGCAAUCGGGAGGCAAAGGCUGAGAUGCCGACUACCAAAUCGGAUAAAGAAAAAGCGCCUGAACGGGAGGCUCCGGAGCCGAAGGAGCCGGUCGAAAAAAAGGGGGUUAAAGAAAAAGAAAAGGGGGAUACGGAGAAAAAGGAGAGUCGAGAUAAUAGUGAAAGAGCGCCCUCUAUUGAAGAUGAUGAGGAAGGACAUCUGAUAUACCGACAAGGAGAUCUUCUACAAGCUAGAUAUGAAGUUAUACGGACCCUCGGGGAAGGAACAUUUGGAAAGGUCGUGGAGGUCAAGGACAAUCAAAGAAAUGGUCAACAGCUAGCACUGAAGAUCAUCAAAAAUGUGGAAAAAUACCGGGAAGCUGCCAAACUCGAAAUAAAUGUGCUAGAGAAACUUAUGGAAAGAGACCCAGAGGGAAAACACCUGUGUGUGCGGAUGUUGGACUGGUUCGACUAUCACGGACACAUGUGCUUAGCAUUUGAUAUGCUAGGACUUAGCGUGUUUGACUUCCUCAAAGACAACGGAUACCAGCCAUACCCCAUGCAUCAAGUCAGACACAUGUCAUAUCAAAUGUGUUAUGCUGUGAAAUUUUUACAUGAAAUGCACCUCACUCAUACAGAUCUGAAACCUGAGAAUAUUCUCUUCGUAAAGUCAGAUGCAGACGCCACGUAUAAUGCAAAAAAGAAGAAAGAUGACCUGCGAGUGAGAGAUACGAGUAUCCGGCUGAUUGAUUUCGGUUCGGCCACAUUCGACCAUGAACACCAUAGUACAAUCGUGUCAACGCGGCAUUACAGAGCUCCAGAGGUCAUCUUAGAACUUGGCUGGUCGCAACCUUGUGAUGUUUGGAGCGUUGGGUGUAUAAUGUUUGAGUUAUAUACAGGCUACACACUCUUCCAGACGCAUGACAAUAAAGAACACUUAGCCAUGAUGGAGCGAAUUCUUGGAUCUCUUCCGUACAGAAUGACGAAAAAAUCUAGAAAAACAAAGUAUUUUUAUCACGGCCGAUUAGACUGGGAUGAUAAUUCUUCGGCUGGGAGAUAUGUACGGGAUAAUUGCAAGUCUCUGCGGCGCUACAUGUUGGGUGACACGCAGGAACAUCGCGAGCUAUUUGACCUUGUCGAACGAAUGUUAGAGUACGAUCCAACGCAGCGAAUCACAUUCGAAGACGUCUUAAAGCAUCCGUUCUUCGACGCGCUUCCAGCCCACCAGCGAUGUGAUGAAGAGGAGUCAAAAAACGUAAAUCGUGAGCGCUCGCACAGCUUAAGUAGAUAGUUCAUAGAGCUGUAGAUGGCAUAUGUGAAUAUUGAAAAUUGUGAUAUUGGUUCGAAGGACUCGCCCUGUCUCUGAUUGGUUUAAAUGGAGUGAUUCUUUGACGUGAUUGGUCGAUAAAGAUUCUUUGAAAUGAUUGGUCUCUAUAGAUGUCUGCUGAUAAUUCACGAUUUUCAAUUCUGUGACUUUAUCGUCGUGAAAUCAGGACAGGGACGAGGUUGAGGCGAUACGAUUGUAGGGCGGGCGCUCACGUAUUUAGUGACACUUUUGAUAUGAUUGUACAGAAAAUUCUUAAUUGUCCAAAGAUUUGAAAAUAUUACAAACCUGGGAUUUUCACCUGUUGUUUAUUUCGCAGAAUAUCUUGACGGUUGCGUUGAUGUUAGAUGUUGAGUGGAGAUUAUGAGAGGACAAAUUCAAAUCACGUUGCCUUGAAUAACUUGCUGGAGGUGUGCAAAUAUGCUUGAUUUACAGUGUAGAGGGGGUCAUUGCCAAAACUACUACCUGUUGAUACCCCAAAAAGACUUUGUUGUGAAAAUGAGUUGUAGAACAUCAAUGGUGGUUGAAUCCCCGGGUUUGAUUUAUUCAGUUAUUGAUUGAGAUUUAAGGAAUAUAGAUGAAUGUAGUAAGAGUCUUAUUCUCACGUAAUUUAUGAUAUUUAGAAAAGUUUAAGUGCUGGCGAAAGUUUCCACAGAAGUUUUAUUCAGAGGCUCAAUAUAUGGGGCCAGCAUCUGUUGAUUUCAACUUUAGAAUAGAUGUGAUGUUGGAACAUCAAAGGCUGACCCCAUAAGGACCAUUUUGUUUCCCUACGAGGAAGGUCUCCCACUUGGAGCGCUGGCAAAUUUUGGUCUCUGACGCUGUUCAGAAUAGUCGGAUGUUGCCAUGAUUGGUUCAAGAGCCUUUGCAUGAAAGUUCUGGGGACAGAUGUUGAAGUUGAUGCCAUGAAAAUAAAAACGGUUUAUGAAGUGUUGCUGUGAGUUGGGAUCAAUAUCCUCAUACUAGGGAGGGAUAACACUUGAAGUGGUCUAAUCAUUGAAUAUAUGGGCUUAGAUAUUGCAGUUUAUAAGCAACAAAAUUUGUACAUAAAACUGUUUGUAGACUUUGGGAAUUUGCGCAGAACAAUCUUUGAAAACAGUAACUUUGUUUGUUUAAAUCAAGUGCAAAUGGUCGAAAUGCAGCAAAAUUCGCCUGAAUUCUGUUGAGAGCAAGAUCAUUUUUUUCCGUUGACAGACUUUCUAACGCAUUUUGCCUUUUGAGGAGUACACGACCUCAAUUUGGAGAUGGUACCAAAAUUCAUCAAUUUGGGAUUGGUCCAUUUUGAUGAAGUUUAAGCACAGCUUUGACAGUACCUUCUCAGUCCAGCAUGUUAUUUGAAAAUGUAAAUAGUUCUACUAAUAUUAAUGUUUUACUUGUUUCAAAAAGAACAUUUCUUCAUCUGGAAUUUCGGACAAGUUUGCCGGCUGGGUACUUGUCAUAAAAGUACCAGGUCUUUUGUCAUUAGCUUGCCUGGGCUGUGGUCAUUUCCAUGCCCAGACAGUCGUCAUACAUUUUGUAAUUAGGGCAUCGCAUCCUGCCAAGUUUGUACUGCCUACGAUCUUUCUAACCCUGAUAGAAAACUUGAUAUUUGGUUUGUUUGUUCAAUCGUUCAUUGCUUGAUUUGUUCAGUUGCCAAGGCGUCCAAACUAAGCGUCUAUGCAUUUUCCAAUGUUUCUGGGCCUGUGGUCCACAACUGCUUAAUUUCUUCGCUGUAUUUCAUCAGAAGUGUCCAUGGGAAAGAGUGAAUACAUUUUACAUCUUUCUCCAAACUGAUUUUCUUUCCUGUGUACCUGGGUAAUCAACAGAUUUUGGGAUGUACAUUUAUGAAAUAAUUGAUCCUGAAUGAAAAUUUGACAAUGAAAGUACAUUUAUGAUAUCGGACAUUGUACAAGUACAUUGAGUCAGAAUGAUAAAACUGUCUGACCUCAAAAUGUACAUUUGUGAAUGAUUUUGUCAAACAAAUUUAAUCAAUACUAAAAUUGAGUGAUUAGAUAUGAAAUUUCCAAAUUGCAUUAAGAUUGGUAGGUAUCGUUUCUGUGCUUUUUCAUGUUCAUGUAAAUAAAGUGCAUUUAAUUAACCCUUGAUAGAUCGGGGACAACUUAACAAUCACCACAGCAUCCAGUUACAGUCGUAGAGCCUAAAUUUGUACAUCAUGGUGCACACUUGAAAUGUAAACGAAGAUUGAGCCUUGUCCAUACACGACGUUAGAAACCAACAAACAAUUUGGGUUAUAGUUUGGUUAACCCGACGUCUUGUGGAGAGCAAUAAUAUGAUGAACUUUUCUUCAAAGGUUGCAUCAAAUUCUUCAGUAUUUGACAGAAUUAAAAGAAUUAACAUCAUCUGCUUAACCUCAUGAUGAUUUUAAGUUGGUGAGAGUUGUUGUCCUCGAUACCUCUUGGCUUAUCAUCAGUACCUCUCGGUUCAUUGAGCAGUCUAUCGCUAGCUGUAGCAUGUUGCAAAUAUGUACAAUAAACUACUUUUAAACAUGAAAAAAGGCGUCUGUUGUCUUUCGUGAUGUCUGUCCUCGAUGGUCUUGUCAGAAGAAGGCUCUAAGUCUAAGAUAUAUGGAGGGUUUGGAAAUUCAGUUGAAGAGAAAGGACACUUCUGGUGAAAUAUACAAGGAAAAAGGCUCUGUGCCACCUUAUCGGCAAAUGCAGUGUCUCUGUAACAUGGUUGUUCUUGAGACAAGCCAAUACUCUGUCGCCUUGAAAUGCCUGGUUGUACAAUCUUGGAGACGCUUGUCAACAGUUUUAGAGACACUGGUUGUACCUGGUGUUUCCUCCCUUUCUAGUGUGAUGAUGAGACGUAUUCAUGUGUCUACAUAUAACGUGUGUCCAUAUCAAUGGUUUGCUUCGAAGCUUGUCUUUCAUUAUCUUGUCUUGAAACCAGCGUCCUUGACCCAAUUGGUGUAUUGGAGACAUCACAGUGCCUGGCACAACCUCCCAAAUGGAGACGCUUUCAGUACCAAAAGAAUGAGAGACGUACCAUACACUGACUCAAAAUCUUGAAACUGAUUUGAAUAAACUAUAUCUCCCCAAAGCACUUUGAAAAGUUUGAAAAAAGCUUGUGGUUUUGACGAUAAUUAUGUCCAAAAUAUCAUUUUUUCGAUAUUCUGCUAUUAUCACCAAACCAGCAACAAUGUACAAAUUUCACUAAUACCGGCACUCAGUUUUUGGACCAAUGUUGCAUCAACCAAAAUUUCAACUCGAUACUUUGAAGCGUUCGCGAAUGCUGACCACUUCAAAAAUACCUUGUAUCCAGGUUAUUGUGUUUUUAUACCCUAAGUAGUGCUGCUCAUUUGACAGCGUGUAAAACCUGGAUCCAAGGCUUAUUUUUCAACUUUUAGCUGAAUUUUGCCCAGAUUUUAGAAAACCAUGAAGCAGUGGGAAUUUUCUGCUAAAUUUUGGCAAGCAGUACCUUUGGAAGGUGACCAAGAGGCCAAAACACGUUUUGUUCGAUUGAGAUAAUUACAAGGUAUCACCUUUAGCCAAAUAUCACGAAAUGCGAAAAACUAAAUUCAUUGAUUCCCCAUAUGAAAAUCCUGGAAUUUCUCGAUGGCUUUUGGUAGGUCUGAUAACACUUUGUCAAAUGAUAUCAAAAAUGUUUAGAAAUUGUUUUAAAAAAUCGUGAUAUUUUGACUUUUGUUCGAAACUGCAGUCUCAUGAUACUCAAUGGGUUAAUCAGAUUUUUCACUCCUGAUCUCAAAACAGGAUGGUGGUUCAUAUACCUAACCAUGGAAUUUAGAAAAAUUUUAAAACGGCCAACGGUUUUGAUAUUAGGGUCAAAAUAUCGUUUUUCGAUAUAAGGCAAUUCUCAUGAAACUAGCGAUGAUAUCGAAAUUUUAGCGACUAAAAUGGAAUGUUCUUCUCUCUCUCUUGAGAUCCCGAGCAUUUUCGACUUCAUAUCAUUUAUCGUUUGCGAAUGCUGACCCCCCUCUAAAACAGUGUUUUUUACCUCGUCCCAGGCCUUAGGUGUUUUUAAAACCUAUCCAUUGGUGUACAUUGUAAAAUAUUUUUGACCUGGAUCCAAGGUAAAAACUGAAAUUUCAAACAUCUCAUCCAAAAAAAUGCCCAAAUUUUGACUAUGUCUGGAAAACCACUUUCCAGUGGGAAUAUUGAGCUGAAAUUUUGCGUGCAGGCUACUAGGACAUCAACAAGUCCAUUAGCGGUAGUUUCGUUUUGAUCCGACCUGCCGUUACAAAGCGUAAAUGUAGUUUGGUUCAAGAAUAAAAGAGGGCAGCACUGUAGACAUAGACUUGGUUCACCCUGGUUGACCUGAGCAUCAUGUAAACCUUGUAUGUAACUUACAAUUUAUACAUUUGGUUUAUUGGCCAAGUUAGGGUGAAAUAGGGCAAAAUUGUACUCUAUGGUGCUACACCCCUUUCAGAUGACGCCUGGGUAGAUCUGUAACAACAACACCCUUGAGGAGAUACUCGUCCUUUGCAGACUUAUAGGCACAGAAUAUGUCGUACUACUAUUUUUCUGAGUUGUGUCUGUUGCAUCGUCCUCAUGUGUAGGACUUUAUAAAACUUGCAGAAAGAUUACGCUUCUCUUCUCGAGGCUGUGGUAUUUGGAGGCGACCUCUUUAGGAUGCAUCCUCCUUUAGCUGCGGUGAAUAAAGAUGU